Pipra filicauda (Wire-tailed manakin) is the source of this 387-nucleotide messenger RNA. Its product is annotated as tubulin-specific chaperone E-like. The coding region runs from base 85 to 387 and encodes 100 amino acids. NCBI's taxonomy places the organism in Eukaryota, Metazoa, Chordata, Aves, Passeriformes, Pipridae. The record is from RefSeq and is a predicted model, not a curated record. The transcript has 5 exons.
GCCGGGCGGAGCGGGCGUGUGUGCGGUCGGCCCGGGCUGCGCCUCCUGCCCGUCUACGAGAACCCGGACUCCAGGUAUCCCGGGAUGACCGCCUGGGUGCCUCCCGAUGCGCUGGGUCGGAGGGUCUCGUGUGGCACCGACUACGGGACUGUGCGCUAUAUGGGCAGCGUGGCUCGUACAUCAGGAAUUUGGCUGGGUGUGGAAUGGGAUGAUCCUCAGAGAGGAAAACAUGAUGGCUGCUACGAAGGAACACAGUACUUUAAGUGCAGGGAUAGAACUCACUCCUGCAAAGACAAUGAGGAAGGAGAUGCCAAUAGAAGUGGUGACCUGAGAGGACAGAAAUGGGCUAAGGAAUGGUUCAUGAACAUUCUCGUCAAUUUGUUCUAA